CUCAAGACUCCAAGACUUGGCAGCGUUCAAGAUCCGCUUUGCGUUGCUUGGCAUCCUCCUGCUUUUUUGGUGUUGCAUCACUCAGACUCGCACAUUCAAGAUUCGCAUUCGCAUUCGAAAAGUUGACACUCAAACUCAAAGCUGAGACUUGCCUUGUCUUGCCUCGACCAUUCCCUCGCCACGUUUGAACACUCUCCUUGAUCCCGCUUGAUCUCGCUAUCGGCGCAUCCCAUAUCUGCUCAGUCACAGUCUCACUUCCGCAUACACGCCCCUCAUUUCGGCCCUGCGCGCGCACACAACCCUGUCGCUCUCUGCAACGCGCGCAACAAGGCACUCGAUCAAUCGAGGCAGCAUCUCAUCGCACAAGCGCAGUCGUCUCUGCAACGAUCCACCUGUCUCCACGCCCGCACGCGCAAACAACACCCAUGCACCACGCUCUGACUUGGCCUUAGCAAUCACACUCAAAGAUGGCAGGAGGCAAGAAAAAGGUGAACAGACACACGCCUUCCAGAAACGAUUCCACUCGCGCCGACAUCGAGGCAGCUCAGCGAGCUGGAGCGGUGGGAGAGGAUGACGAGGGCUUCGACAUAGCUGCAGACUUGCUGGCCACUCUCGAUGCGAGGGACGCAGCUGCAGAUGCAUUGUCUUCAUCAACUGCGACGCCCAUCGCACCACCCGUGCAGCCCACUGCGUCCACAGACAGCGCUGCUUCUCAAGCAACCUCGGCCUCCUCAUCCUCCACCAUGAGCGCAGGCGGCAGCACUAUGGCCUCGCUCAAAGAAGCUGGCGGCAGGCUGCUCGGUAGGCCGGGCAGCAGUCCCGGUAGCAGCACCAAAAGCCCACCUACCUCAAAUGCCACCCUCGGCUUGCCUGCCUCGACAGAGGAUGUCUCAGAGCCUGGGAGAAGGAGGAGCAUCGGCAAGAGCGCAGGUCAAGGAAUCAAGAAGCUCUUCGGUCAUUCACCCACCGCUGCAGAUACGCACGAUGCGAAUGUGCAGCAAACUUCAGGGGCCAUCAUGGGCCCCAAGAUUGGCAGACAGAAGGCUAGACUUGCGCGGAGAGAUGCGGAACAAGCAGCACUGAGAGCGCAAGCAGAGCUGGAGCUCAAAGUUAACGGCGGCAAACCUGAUGAAGCAGAGAGAGAACGAGCGGGCAUGGCCGACUUGUGCUCCUCGCUGGGCCGGGAAAUGGUCGAGAUCAACCCUGAUGGCCACUGCCUGUACGCAGCCGUCGCAGAUCAGCUGCACACCCUGGGCAAGGUUCACAAAAAGGUAGAUUUUAGGGAUACACGCAAGGCGACUGCCGAGCAUAUGCGCGCAAAUGCUACAGAGUUCAUCCCCUUCAUAUCCGACUCGGAUGAGCACAUGGCAGGCAUCACCAAUGACUCCGCCGGAACACAGGGGCAAGAUGUCGAACAAAGGGCAAGGAAACACUUUCUCGAUUACUGCGACGCAGUGGAAAACACUGGCGUGUGGGGCGGACAACCUGAGAUUCUGGCCUUGUCGCGAGCUUACAAGACGCAAAUCCAUGUCGUGCAAGUGGGAAGUCCCACACUCAAGGUGGGCGAGGGUGAGCACAAAGGGGAGCCUUGCGUCAUAUCUUAUCACAGGAAAAUGUACGGUCUCGGAGAGCACUACAACUCCCUGCGCAAAGUCAAGAAGUAGAGUUGGCAGCAAGACCACCCGGGGCUAGUGUCAAGAUACCCUCCCUCGCUGGCAUCAAGUCGGAGCAAAAAGAGAUGACUUGCAGUAGUUGCUUCUCUCGCUCGCCCGCACGACCUCGCAAAUGGGGAUGCUCUCACGAAGUCGUCUCACCGUUGACGUGUGCAUGCAUGAGUGAGGUGACUGUUGUACAGGGCUGGCCAAAGGCAGCAGACUUGAGCAGUUGGUAAAUGCAUCGAGCAAGGCCAGAUUAGCAGACACGCAAUCUGUAUGUGAACGAGGCGCUGUUGCAAGGCCGCUGCGCAACGCGUGGUUUCAGGGCAAUGCACGCCUCUCAUA
This is a messenger RNA of Ceraceosorus guamensis, 2000 nucleotides long. Its product is annotated as cysteine proteinase. The transcript is spliced from 7 exons. Bases 468 to 1664 code for a protein of 398 amino acids. The record is from RefSeq and is a predicted model, not a curated record. NCBI's taxonomy places the organism in Eukaryota, Fungi, Basidiomycota, Exobasidiomycetes, Ceraceosorales, Ceraceosoraceae. Gene Ontology annotation, molecular function: cysteine-type deubiquitinase activity. Gene Ontology annotation, biological process: protein deubiquitination.